GCACGGCUCCGGCUCCUCGGGGCGCGGGGCGGCGCGGGCCGGGGUGAUGCUGCUCAAGCUCCUGCAGAGACAGACCUAUACCUGCCUGUCCCACAGGUAUGGGCUCUAUGUCUGCUUCGUGGGCGUCGUCGUCACCAUCGUCUCUGCGUUCCAGUUUGGAGAGGUGGUUCUGGAGUGGAGCCGGGAUCAAUACCAUGUCUUAUUUGAUUCCUACAGAGAUAAUAUUGCUGGGAAGUCCUUUCAGAAUCGGCUCUGCCUACCCAUGCCAAUCGACGUGGUGUACACCUGGGUGAACGGCACAGAUCUUGAGUUGCUGAAGGAACUGCAGCAGGUCCGGGAGCAGAUGGAGGAAGAACAGAAGGCAAUGAGAGAAAUGCUUGGGAAGAACACAACAGAACCCACGAAAAAGAGCGAGAAGCAGUUGGAGUGUCUGCUGACACAUUGCAUCAAGGUGCCCAUGCUUGUCCUGGACCCACCCCUGCCAGCCAACAGCACCCUGAAGGACCUGCCAUCUCUUUAUCCAUCUUUUCAUGCUGCCAGUGAUAUUUUCAAUGUUGCGAAACCAAAAAACCCUUCGACUAAUGUCUCCGUUGUUGUUUUUGACACCACUAAGGAUGUUGAAGAUGCCCAUGCUGGACUGUUCAAAGGAAACAGCAAGCAGACAGUUUGGAGGGGUUAUUUGACCACAGACAGAGAAGUCCCUGGGCUGGUGCUCAUGCAAGAGUUGGCAUUCCUGAGUGGAUUUCCACCGACAUUCAAGGAAACAAGUCAACUGAGAACAAAGUUACCAGAAAACCUUUCUUCUAAAAUAAAACUGUUGCAACUGUACUCUGAGGCCAGCGUCGCCCUCCUGAAGCUGAAUAACCCCAAAGGCUUCCAGGAACUGAACAAGCAAACUAAGAAGAACACGACCAUCGAUGGAAAAGAGCUAACCAUAAGCCCUGCAUAUCUGUUGUGGGACCUGAGUGCCAUCAGCCAGUCCAAGCAGGAUGAGGACGUGUCUGCCAGCCGCUUUGAAGAUAACGAAGAGUUGAGAUACUCAUUGCGAUCUAUCGAGAAACAUGCGCCAUGGGUUCGGAAUAUUUUCAUUGUCACCAAUGGGCAGAUUCCAUCCUGGCUGAACCUUGACAAUCCGCGAGUGACAAUAGUAACCCAUCAGGAUGUUUUCCGAAAUGUCAGCCACUUGCCGACUUUUAGUUCACCUGCUAUCGAAAGUCACAUCCAUCGCAUUGAAGGGCUGUCACAGAAGUUUAUUUACCUAAAUGAUGAUGUCAUGUUUGGGAAGGAUGUCUGGCCAGAUGAUUUUUACAGUCACUCCAAAGGUCAAAAGGUUUAUUUGACAUGGCCUGUGCCAAAUUGUGCUGAGGGCUGCCCAGGCUCCUGGAUUAAAGAUGGCUAUUGUGACAAGGCCUGUAAUAAUUCAGCCUGUGAUUGGGAUGGUGGUGAUUGCUCUGGUAACAGUGGAGGGAGUCGCUACGCUGCCGGAGGUGGGGGCACCGGGAGUAUGGGAGUCGGGCAGCCCUGGCAGUUUGGUGGAGGAAUAAACAGUGUCUCUUACUGUAACCAAGGAUGUGCAAAUUCCUGGCUCGCUGAUAAGUUCUGUGACCAAGCCUGCAACGUCCUGUCCUGUGGGUUCGAUGCUGGUGACUGUGGACAAGAUCACUUUCAUGAACUGUAUAAAGUAACUCUCCUCCCAAACCAGACGCACUAUGUUAUCCCAAAAGGUGAGCGCCUGCCUUAUUUCAGCUUUGCAGAAAUAGCCAAAAGAGGAGUUGAAGGUGCCUACAGUGACAACCCAGUAAUUCGACACGCUUCUAUCGCCAACAAGUGGAAAACCCUGCAUCUCAUCAUGCAUGGCGAGAUGAACGCCACCACGCUGCAUUUUAACCUCACCUUUCAAAGCAUGAGUGAUGAGGAAUUUAAGAUCCAGAUAUCGGUGGAUGUGGACACGAGGGAGGGACCCAGACUGAACGCCACAACCCAGAAGCCCUAUGAAAGUCUGGUUAGCCCAGUAACACCUCUUCCAGAGGCAGAAGUUCUUUUUGAGGAUAUUCCCGAAGGAAAACGCUUCCCGAAGGUCAAGAGACAUGAUACUAACACAACUGGGAGACUCCAGGAGGAGGUGAAAAUCCCCGUGGUAAAUACCUCACUCCUUCCAAAGGAGGCCCAGUUGAGUCUGAGCAACUUGGACUUGCAACUGGAACGUGGGGACAUCACUUUGAAAGGAUACAAUUUGUCCAAGUUGGCCUUGCUGAGGGCUCUUCUGAUGAACUCAUCGAAUAUUAGAGUAAAAACUCCAGCUAUACAAGCAAGUGACAAUUUGGAGGCUCCCCCCAAAAAACUGACUCACCAAAGCUCAGACCACUUUGUUACUGCUCAAAGAUUACAGAGGUCAACAGCUGUUCCAGCUGGGCCAGCGCAAGUGAAUGGUCACCACCAGGAUCUGAGGGUACCUGUGGUCUCGGAGACCAAAGCAAGAGUUAAGUUAAAAACUCAGAUCCAAAGUGUAGCCGGCGUGAGUAUGCCCGAAGAACAGUUGUCACCUCCACGCACCUCACCAGAAAGUCGCGUGGCUAAAGAGAAGCUCGUAGGGAAAGGCAAGGAGGGAGAUGGGGUGGCGGACAAGGCUCAGGCCCCCCUCGCUGUGGAUGACGUGGUGCCUGGGAGAAGGCUGCAGCACCACACCGGAAGUUACCUUGGGUUUUUGCCUUGGGAGAAAAAGAAGUAUUUCCAAGACCUUCUUGAUGAAGAAGAGUCCUUGAAGACACAGUUGGCAUACUUUACUGAUAGCAAAUAUAAGGGGAGACAACUAAAAGAUACAUUUGCAGACUCACUCCGAUACGUCAAUAAAAUUCUAAAUAGCAAGUUUGGAUUCACAUCCCGGAAAGUCCCUGCACAUAUGCCUCACAUGAUUGACCGAAUUGUCAUGCAAGAACUGCAAGAUAUGUUCCCUGAAGAGUUUGACAAGACAUCGUUUCACAAAGUCCGCCACUCUGAGGACAUGCAGUUUGCCUUCUCUUAUUUCUAUUAUCUCAUGAGUGCGGUUCAGCCCCUGAAUAUCUCUCAAGUAUUUGAUGAAGUUGAUACUGACCAGUCUGGUAUCUUGUCUGACAGAGAAAUCCGGACACUGGCUACCAGAAUUCAUGACCUGCCUUUAAGCUUGCAGGAUUUGACAGGUUUGGAACACAUGCUAAUAAAUUGUUCAAAAAUGCUUCCUGCUAACAUCACUCAGCUAAACAAUAUCCCUCCAACCCAGGAAGCGUACUACGACCCCAAUCUGCCACCAGUGACUAAAAAUCUGGUCACCAACUGUAAACCUGUAACUGACAAAAUCCACAAAGCAUACAAGGACAAGAACAAGUAUAGGUUUGAAAUCAUGGGAGAAGAAGAAAUCGCCUUCAAAAUGAUUCGUACCAAUGUUUCUCAUGUGGUUGGCCAGCUAGAUGACAUAAGGAAGAACCCCAGGAAGUUUGUUUGUCUCAAUGACAACAUUGACCACAACCAUAAAGAUGCCCAGACGGUGAAGGCCGUUCUCAGGGACUUUUAUGAAUCCAUGUUUCCCAUCCCCUCCCAGUUUGAGCUGCCAAGGGAAUACCGGAACCGCUUCCUUCAUAUGCAUGAGCUGCAGGAAUGGAGGGCGUAUCGAGACAAGCUGAAGUUUUGGACCCAUUGUGUGCUAGCAACAUUGAUUAUAUUUACGAUAUUUUCAUUUUUUGCUGAACAGUUAAUUGCUCUUAAGCGGAAGCUGUUUCCCAGGAGGAGGAUACACAAGGAAGCUAGCCCGGAUCGAAUCAGGGUAUAGAGGAUCUUCACCUGACACUCAUCUACCUCAGCCUUCUCUGAGCAUCUUCACCUUCUCCCGUUUGUGAUAGGAUGCUCAGUCAGCCUGGCCGGAAGGAGGGACGCCUCCAGAUCACGCUGUUCGGCGACACGGAUGGAGCCACUGCUCUGGGGUUAUUGAAACUCACACACGGAAAACGUGUGUUGAGCAGCUCUGAACUGAUUGUGCUUUUAAAGCAUUUGCCCAAGGACCUGUCCACCUCUUUGUAAAAAUCCUCACUGACAAGCUGCUAAUUUCCCAGCACAACCAAUUACAAACUAACAUAAGAAGCCCACACCAGCUUAUAAGAUUGCUUACAGGCCUCAGUCUUUGCAUUCCAAAGCCUUUUGGUGUAAUUUUCACUUUUUUCCCAUUUCCCAUUUUUAAAGUAAGUUGCUGUUAAGUGAAAGUCAUCUUUCCUUCUGAAAAAUACUGAAUCAGGAUGUCUAAACAUGUUUUUAUAGGUGUUAUUUAAAUAAUGCAGGAAUGUCUCUUCCUUUUGGCGCAUCUAAAUUGUUGACUUUAUUAACAUUGAAGUGGUCUCGAAGCACUGGUGACUGCUGAAGAGCUCAUGACUGAUGGUGGAGAUGCUCUGUGCUUAUUUACCUCCACCCCUGAGAAUGCUGUGACUUCCUGUCCCAAGGGCUAGAGCUAAGUAGCCUGCUUACCAGAUGGGAUUACGUUUCGGAAAUGUACGUAUUCAAACAAAAGUGCCUCACUUUAGAAUAAGUAGUGCUCAUGCACAGGCACAUUACCAUGGUGUCUAGUUUAAUACUCACUAAUAUAUUCCAGUUGUUCACCCUGUGGAUUUUGUAUAGAGCAGAGCUCAAUCAACUUUUUUUUUUUUUCUGUAAAAGGCCAGAUAGUAAAUAAUUUUAAGACAGAUGUGUCUCUGUCACAUAGUCUUUUGUAUUACUGCUUAGGAUUUUUUUUUUCAACCACCUUAUAAAAACAAAACCCAUUUCUAGCUUGUAGCUGUACAAAAACAGGCCAGACUCAACCCGCAGGCCAUUGUUGGCAGGCCAGAUAAUUAGCCUCGUUUUCAUGGAUGGGUAAACCCUGACAUUCAGCCAUGUUCUGUUAAGUCAUCACACCAUGCCUUUUUUAAAAAAUUAUUUUAUUUAUUUGAGGGAGGGAGAAUGGACAUGCCAGGGCCUCUAGCCACUGCAAACGAAGUCCAGACACAUGCCACUUUCUACAUCUGGCGUAUGUGGGUCCUGGGGAAUUGAACCUAGGACAGGCAAACACCUGAACUGCUAAGCCAUCUCUCCAUCCCUACACAGUGCUUUUGUGCAGUCCCAAUUCCAUGAGCCCUUUUCAAAUUCUGACAGGUAUUUUAGAUCAUGUUCUUAGCAGUAUUCUUCCCAAAUGGCACACCUGUUUUGUAAACAGAAUUUGAGAUGUAAAUACUGUGUUUGUGCUUUAAGAGUUAUGUACUUCAAAAACUAAAGUGUCAUAAAAAGUCA
Messenger RNA from Jaculus jaculus (lesser Egyptian jerboa), 5286 nucleotides. It is a transcript of the gene Gnptab, whose product is annotated as N-acetylglucosamine-1-phosphate transferase subunits alpha and beta. The record is from RefSeq and is a predicted model, not a curated record. Lineage: Eukaryota; Metazoa; Chordata; Mammalia; Rodentia; Dipodidae. The coding region runs from base 47 to 3802 and encodes 1251 amino acids. Gene Ontology annotation, molecular function: UDP-N-acetylglucosamine-lysosomal-enzyme N-acetylglucosaminephosphotransferase activity; calcium ion binding. The transcript is spliced from 21 exons. Gene Ontology annotation, biological process: N-glycan processing to lysosome; carbohydrate phosphorylation. Gene Ontology annotation, cellular component: Golgi apparatus.